Messenger RNA from Mizuhopecten yessoensis (Yesso scallop), 1336 nucleotides. RefSeq names its product steroid 5-alpha-reductase DET2-like. The record is from RefSeq and is a predicted model, not a curated record. Gene Ontology annotation, biological process: lipid metabolic process. NCBI's taxonomy places the organism in Eukaryota, Metazoa, Mollusca, Bivalvia, Pectinida, Pectinidae. Gene Ontology annotation, molecular function: oxidoreductase activity, acting on the CH-CH group of donors. The transcript is spliced from 10 exons. The coding region runs from base 215 to 1048 and encodes 277 amino acids.
AUCGGGCCAAAAACGAAAAAACGAACAAACGUUUCACUAAGUGUGUGAUUGAAAAGGAACGACAACUCUGGGUAGAGAUUGACAUAUAUACAUGUUGUCAGUCACGCUUACAACUGUUUCUUGUUGGUUAUUGUCGGUACAUGCCGUCAUGUCGUAAAUUAGGUGCCGCGUAAGAACUGCUCGGAAGAAACAGGGGCCCUUCAAUUCGUUCCAAAUGUCUUUUCAGGGAAUCCCGUGGAUACUAUAUGAAGAGGACAGCACUAGGUUCUGGGUUCAUUACGGUCUGGUCAUUCUAGGAUUUGUUCUGGCAGUCGUUACAGCAGUGGUACAGUGGAUAAAUCCAGCCCCCUACGGCAAACAUGAAAACAAAGAUUUGAACUGGGGUCCAAUGAUUCCGCAGCGCUUGGGACACAUUCUGUCUGAUGCCACACCUGGUGUUCUACUAUUCCUGCUGGUAUUCUUUCUGUAUGGAGGUGUAAGACGCUAUACCAACUAUGUAUUUUUAGCCAUGUUCCUUUGUCACUACGUGCAACGUGGUAUUAUUCACCCACUGAUUAUGAACUACAGGAGUGCCAAGGUGCCUAUUGGGAUAACUCUAGGAGGGUUUUUCCCAAACUGUAUUUACCAUUUCAUCAAUGCUGAUUUUGUUGGGUCUGCUGUUUUCAACAUGGAUUACUUUUAUGAUCCAAGGUUCAUCAUUGGAAUACUGCUAUUCUUGUCCGGCUUCAUCAUCAACCGCUGGGCUGACUGGAAACUCAAGUCACUCCGCAACACUAAAGGUGAAGAUUGUAAUCUUGAAGACGGCUGUAAUGGUUAUUACAUUCCGUAUGGCGGACUGUUUGAGCUGGUCACCUGUCCUAAUUACUUCGGGGAACUCGUAGAAUGGCUGGGAUGGGCGAUAGCUACAUGGUCACUACCAGGACUAGUGUGGUGCCUGUUCUCUGCUGCCACGUUUGUCCCUCGUUCUCAGCAUAACCACAAAUGGUACAAACAGCAGUUUGAGUUAUACCCCAGAAACAGGAAGGCUUUGAUACCAUACAUAUUUUGAAGACAGCCGUUAACAUAAAAAUACUCUUGUGAAUGUUUGGCAACUGGCCCAAAGACAAAGGGAAAGAUAACUCAGGGAACAUCCUUAUUUUGACAUUAGACUUAAGUUGAUGAUAUUAGUAGAUUAUUGCAAUAUAUACUGUACCUAAUUAAGUAAGUGGUGUUAGUGGAUUAUAACAUUUAUACACCUAAUUAUUUAUAUGUUAGUUGAUUAUUACAUUCAUACAACUUAUGAUGUUAGUUGAUUAUAACAUUUAUACACCUGAAUAUGUAAAUGAUGUUAGUUGAU